This is a messenger RNA of Cladophialophora bantiana CBS 173.52, 1140 nucleotides long. RefSeq lists its product as uncharacterized. The transcript has 3 exons. The record is from RefSeq and is a predicted model, not a curated record. NCBI's taxonomy places the organism in Eukaryota, Fungi, Ascomycota, Eurotiomycetes, Chaetothyriales, Herpotrichiellaceae. Bases 1 to 1140 code for a protein of 379 amino acids.
AUGCAAUCAAAAGGCCACAUCUGGUGCCAUACAGAAAUCGUCAAUGGCGUGUCACAAUCGACUCUAUACCGUGCUGGCUUUCUCACGAAUCCCAAGUCGAAGCGAGCGGCAAACCGAGCUUUGCAGAACCCGGUCGAGCCCGACGCAUCAAAUUUGAAGAAAUUCUGCUUCAUCGUCGACACGCUGAGAUCAACGCAUCUGCAAACGCCCUCGACAGUUGAGACCACCUGGUCGGUCUGUAUUGGUUCUCAAGCUGAGUACGACUUUCGAGGACUGUGCGACUCCCUAGUCGUGGAUGGACGUCUCUUGCCCCCUGAGCUUCCUAAUCGAGACUACCUUCUCAUCCUCCUCGACAUAAUUUCCGAUAUAAAUGUCCUUUUUUGUGCGAUAGGGCCCCUCACUGCUUGCUGCAUGUCAAUUCGUGAGGCGAGCAAACAGACGAGCCAUCAGAGCCAAGCUGGGCUUGAAACUAUCAUACCACCGCUGCCGACCUCCCUGAUUGAAUCGACAGGGGCUGAUUAUAGCCGAUAUCUUCCUUUGGCCGCAGAUCACGAGUUUCACCGUGUCCGAGCCAAAUUAAUGUGUGCCCUGGAAGUAUGGCAAACUUCGUUCAGUGCCCGGGAUGCUCGGCUAUCGAAUGAUGGCUGGGUGGAUGCAUCGUCCCUUUUACCGCUGUUCCACUUUGCUCGACUUCUUCUCGUGGCCGGACCGGGUGUCUACACUCUUCCGUCGCUUGCCGGUUACACGCCAGAGGAGAAUGACGAACUUCUUACGAGGCCUCAACAAUGUCGUGUCCCGCAUACGUUGGGGCUGCGAUUCCCUCAAUCAACACUCCAUGUUGUCAUGGAACUCCUGGAAAGUGUAGAGUCAGACUCUGCCAGGCGUUCAGACAUUGCUCAUGGAAUACAACGUCCUUGUCAGCCUAUGUGGUAUCCUCUCGUGCUCUUCUACGGUGCCUUGGUUGCAUGGAGUCAUAUGUGUGAUGAGUCCAUGGGAAAACAGGAAUCAUUGCGACCCAGCCAUUUUCUGCUUACAACACGGAAGCUGCUACAAAUGUUCGGCUUUGAACUAGCCAAGUUGGAAGACGACUGGAAUUGUGCAAGAAGCAUGAGUGCCGUGAUUUCAAAUUUGAUUCAAUAA